This is a messenger RNA of Syzygium oleosum, 1223 nucleotides long. RefSeq lists its product as uncharacterized. Lineage: Eukaryota; Viridiplantae; Streptophyta; Magnoliopsida; Myrtales; Myrtaceae. The record is from RefSeq and is a predicted model, not a curated record. The coding region runs from base 40 to 765 and encodes 241 amino acids. The transcript is spliced from 2 exons.
UCCUCCGCUUCUCCUCUUUCUUCACAAGCACCCACUGCCAUGCCUUCACUCAACCCCUCCAAGCCCAACCACCACCACCACCACCACAAAUCGCCGAGCCCCGGCGGCGGCGGCGGCGGCGGCCUCUCCGGCGGCGGCGGCCACCACCACCACCAGCAGCACAACGCCUCCUCCUCCUCCCUCUGCACCCACUCCCCCUCAGCCACCCUCGACCUCCUCAUCCUCGUCCUGGUCCUCUUCUCCGGCGCCUUCCUCGUCUCCUCCUACUUCUCCUACAUCUUCAACUCCCUCUCCCUCCUCCUCGCCCACCCCGCCGCCGCCACCGCCACCAUCCACCUCCGCCUCGAUCUCCCCGUCGUCCCCUACGCCCUCGGCUUCGCCGCCUUCUUCGUCGCCGCCGUCGCCCUCCUCGAGUGCUUCUGCGGCGCCCGGUCCCGCCGCUGCGACCGCCAAGGCUGCAAGGGCCUCAAGAAGGCCAUGGAGUUCGAUUUGCAGCUCCAGACGGAGGAGUGCGUGAGAUCGGGCUCCUCCAAGGAGAUCGACCGCCUCCCUUGGAAGGGCGUUACCCAGUCGAACCCUGAUUACGAGUGCCUCCGCGCCGAGCUCCGCAAGAUGGCCCCUCCCAACGGCCGCGCCGUCCUGCUCUUCCGGGCACGCUGCGGCUGCCCCGUCGCCAAGCUCGAGGGCUGGGGGCCCAAGAAGGGCCGGCGGCACAAGAAGGCCCUGGCCGGUGUUGCUCACAAUGGGAAAGGAGAUAAGGGUUGAUUAUGGCGAUCGCUCUGAGGUGGGCUACAUUUCCUCUGUCCGACAUUUCUACCAUCAUGUCCACCACUCAGAUUUCAGUGCCCUUCCUUCUUUCUGGAAGACUUUACCAUUGAUCAGACAGAACUACUUUAAUCUUAUAGGUCAUAUCUUCUUCAAUUAUGUCUGGGAAAAAAACCUUCCAUGUACUGCACAUUUCCAAAUUAUUUUGGAAGGACAUACCUCAAUAUGAUGCGAAUAAGUUCAUAAAUAACAGCUCAGAAUAUCGAAAUUGGAUAGACCUGGAUCAACCUGGAUCAAUAGAGGGUUUCUCGAACUCAUUAAGCUUAGAUUCAAGUUCGCAGGUCAAAGUGUCGCGGCGGGGAUCUGAGUGCUUCGUGUCUGAGUCACUGCAUUUGUCAGAAAUAGUUAUGCACUGAACUUCAUGCUUAGAUUUGUGUUGCACUAAUCUUUAUUCUUGA